GCAGAAAACGCUACAUACCACCGAGAGAAGAAGAAUAACAAAGCAGCCGCAGAUUUUCAGGGCAGACACAGACCUUCUCCAGUCUGUGGCUUUACUUCUGCUUAAAUCUAAAAAAAUGUAACUGGAACAGAGGCCAUUUUGGGGGUCUGGUGGCUUGUAAGGGGGUAGCAGCUUGUCUCCCACAGCGUCGUUCAUGUUUUCAGAGUGUUGUUGUUUGUGAAUUGAGCAGCUAAGCUAGCUGUGAGGGUAUAGCUCCUGUUUUUACCUGUCAGACUGUCUGACCUGAAGAUUAUCUGUUUACCGUCACUGCUGACCUCGAACCUCACUCUCAACCUGCCCGGUGCUGAUAUUCAGGUGAGCAGCUCAGGCGUCGUUUUUGAUAUUUUCGUUGUAACAUCUGUUUUUCAUGUGCUGAUGCAGGAGGUCCUCACAUCAGACUCAGUGUUUGUAAUGAUACUCAGGGUUUACACUCAGAGAUACACACAUGGAUAACCUAAUACAACCCUAAUAAAACAACAGCUUUACCCGAAAUCUCUCACUGUGAAGCUAUGAGCUGUAGUUUUGGGUCGUAUUAGUUUGCCCUAAUGUGUACCUGAUGUUGUUGCAGGUGAAUAUAUACUGUCUGUGGACUGUGUUUCUGUUCUGACUAUCAAUAUCAAAAUACCUCAUGACAAUUUUAAAGGAGAUUUUAAAAUGCCUUAGUAUUGUGUUAAAGGGAUAUUCCGACGUAAAAUGAAUUAAGGGUCAAACACACUGUAACACCGAGUUUGACACCCCCUGAGAGAUGAAUGUUGCUGCGGGGUGACGCAGCUCAAGGAAGGACAUUUAUGAUCAUUACUUUAUCAUUCCCUUGAAGUAGUAAUCAUCAUAUUGAUCAUUUUGCACUGCAGACCUGGUAGUUCUUCUGCCUUAGCGUCUCGGUCUGAUUGCAUUUCCAUGAAGUAAUUAUCAUAAAUGUUUUUCCUUGAGCUGCGUCACCCCGCAGCAGUCCGUAAUGGACUGGCCUGAGGUUUUGCUACAAACAAGCAGCUGCUGGAAGAGAGUGGGUGAGUUGUGUUAAGUCUCUUUGCUAAAGAAAUCAGGCAAAGUUAAAAAGAUGUUUGAUGGCUAGUGCUAUGUAUUGUUGAUGAAGUUAGGAGCUGUUCUGAGCAUUAUUUGUGGCUACAGAGUGGCAUUUUGGUUGAGGUUUGUUGAUGGCUCCUCAGACCGCUGUGUAUUGCUAUCGUGCGGUCGUUACAAAAGUUGGUAUAACUAGAGAAGCAAGCAGUCUGCAACAUUCAUCUCUCGAGGGGGUGUUUAACUCGGGGUUGCGUGUGUUUGACCCUAACUUAAUUUUACGCUGGAAUAUCUCUUUAAGUUGAACUUGCAUAAGUCUCUCAUUGAAAGAAACAGCAUUGGAUUGUCGUGAUUAAAAUGAGGCUUUUAAAGACAGUAAUCAAAUGAAUAAGAAGCCAAGAAUUAUACUGCAACAAGUUUGAUAAUGUGUCAGUGCUUUUGGUCAUUUAUUAUAGUCCAAAAUAUUAAUGGCUGCUGGUUUUACCUCCGCUGAAGUGUAGGUAUUUAGGUUUUUUUUGUAAAUUAAAAAACAUUGGAGUCUCGAUUGUUAUCUAGCCCAAAAAAAUCAUCUGAAGACAUCACGUUCUGUUUGUGUCGUUUUAAUAGGCUUCAUUUUUUGUACUUCACAGCAUUUUUCAGACAAAGCAGUUGAUCUUCAUAUUAAUUAACCCAUGAAGUGAAGUGAUCGAACACUACAACACAAGCUUGUCUCAGUGGUUUUUAUGCUCCAUUAACAAAUUUGAGGAUAAAUCACAGCCCUGUUUAUUGCAGCUUUCCUAGUUCCUUUAAAAAAGUCACUUGAGGCAGAGAAUAUGUCCUGUAUAUUUGUGUGACAUGCCGCUGCUGUUCCAAAGAAGUACCCAAAAUGUAUCGAAAUUUUCAGAGCUUUAAUAACUCAGAAAACACUUCUACAACUGCCAAUGAUCGACACGCACACAUCAGAUAGAAUAUGUGUUCACUUUGCAUUGUGUAUCAUUGCAAAACAAAGAACAUAAAGUGCAUCAACAAAAUUUACGGCUACCUAGGCUCACCUCUCCACCCCAGUACAGGUAAGACCGCCCCUUAUAUGAGCUACUGGCUUUCAAACACAGUGCCUACGCGGCCCAAACCCGGCGAAACCAAUGGCAACCAGACAAAAGUAACUGAACACAGGAUAACCGAUAAGCAAAGCAACAUUAUGGCUCCUACACUGUUUUCUUUUUCUCUUUCACAGGCUUUGAGAUGGGAAGUUUGGGCAGCAGGUUCCAGUCCCCUUCUCAGGGUCCAGAGGAGGCUGCGGAGGGUGUAAGCACAAGCCGCAAGCACGGCUGUGAGUGUAAGAAGAGGAAACGGAACGCUCAGUGUGACUGUGAAAGUGAACAAGAGGACGAUGAUGCCAUACUCGAUACACCUCGCAGGCAAGUCCUCAAAGAAAGAAUCGAUGUCAAUUUUAAAUACCUGUAACUUAUGAUGUUUAAGACCUGUGUUUUUGUUUCUUCUGUUCUCUUUUUUCUUUGCUGAGCAGGAAGAAAUUAAAAAGCACAUCACGCUACAUUUAUCAGACGUUGUUCUUGAACGGGGAAAACAGCGACAUUCGCAUCUGUGCACUGGGACAAGAGUGGAACCUCCACAAAGUGUAUCUGUGCCAGGUAUUAGAUGAACACAAAAGGACCGCACUUUCUAUCUUGUUGUUACCCUUGCAUGUUAUUUACUCUUUUUUUUUUUUUUUCAUUUUGUAGUCAGGGUAUUUCUCCAGCAUGUUCAGCGGCUCUUGGAAGGAGUCCAAUAUGAUGGAAAUCAAUUUGGAGAUCCCUGACCAGAAUAUCGACACUGAAGGUGAGAAAACCUCAAUCACAAAUAUCAUCAGUGAUUAAAUGUUUGUGUUUAUAUUAACAGAACUUUACUGUCUUGUCUGCUUGUAGCUCUCCAAGUUGUGUUUGGAUCCCUGUACAGAGAUGAUGUUCUCAUCAAGCCCAGCAGAGUCGUCAGUAUUCUUGCUGCUGCUUGUAUGCUACAGCUGGUCAGUACACCGAAUCAAAUCUUAAAUGUCAAAGUGAUUAUCUGGACUUUUAUAUUUUCAGUCACAUGAAAGAAAACCUAAUCUGGUCUUGUGGUUUGUUGUCUUCUGCAGGAUGGUUUGAUCCAGCAAUGUGGAGAGACAAUGAAGGAAAACAUCAGUGCAAAGACCGUGUGUGGCUACUAUGCCUGUGCCAGUAUCUACGGCUUGGAUUCAGUCAUGAAAAAGUGAGAUUUGAAUCCAUUUCAGUAGGUUCAUAUCACAGCAGUUCAGUUGUGUGUUUUAUAUCUGUCCUUAAUGUUGUUCAUCGCGUUAUUUCUUUGUUUCUGCAGGUGCCUUGAGUGGCUUCUGAACAACCUAAUGACCCACCAAAAUGUUGACUUGAUGAAAGAACUUGGGUACUUCUUAUUAUUCAUGUUUUUUGAACUUCAAACUUGUUUUUUUUUUGAUACAGACUUUAUUCUAGCCUCUCUGGAAACAAAGGCACCAAAUUCAAUUUUACGUUUCAGAAAUGAUCUACAACCAUUCUCACAUUUGUGUCUGUACUGCGUUCAUAGGGCAGAAGUGAUGGAGCAGCUCAUCCAGUCCUCUGACCUGUUUGUCAUGCAGGUGGAGAUGGAUGUCUACACUGCUCUGAAAAAGGUAGACAAGGAAACCUACUGUUUCUAACCCUCUAAUACACACACGUAGCACAAGACUUGUUUUUUUUAACACUCUUUUACUACGUUCUGUCUCUGUAGUGGAUGUUCCUGCAGCUCAAUCCAGGAUGGGAUGGCCCGAUCAAGCAGCUUCUGGCUGACGCUGACGCCUGGCUCUGCAAACGCAGGACGGGUACAAAAAAGCCAAAUCUUCAGAAACUGUCAUCUUCGUGUGCUGUAUUUUGUUCUUAGAAGUCACAAACAAAUAUCUGACCCUGUUUUUCUCUGUAGACCUGUGCGAGAAAGAGCCUUUUCUGAACACAGAGGAAGGGGCAGCAUUUCGUUCAGUGUUCAAAUAUGUCCGUCUGCAGUAUAUCAUCAACGACCUGGCAUCUGCGCGCAUCCUGGAGAGAGACAAUAUUCUGCCCCCUGGUAUGAUGUGGUGCUGUCUCAAAUGAUUUGUUCAGGAAUGUGGAUUUCUUAAGACUUGGAAAAACUACAUCUUAAUCUUCUUCUCAUGUGAAAGUAGUUAAGUGAAUAAUUCAAUUUCAUUUAAGUUUCAAAAGACUUUAAUUGAAUAUUUUACCAGUUAUGGGAGAAAAACAAGCCAAGUUAUUGAAACCAAUGGUCUGUUUUCAUGCCUAACUCAAUAACUUCAUUUUAUUCCACAAACUCGCUAAUAUUUCACAUGAAUGUUGGACAAGAUGACAAGUUGAUUCAUUCAAGCUUUAUUGAUUCUUGAAGGGACAUUGGGGUUUUCCUCAUAUCCAGUGUUGUUGAGAUUACAGGUAACAUUAAAAGAAGCAGUGUUGUUUUCGUCAACGUCAUCGUCAAAGAAAACAACACUGCAGAAUAUAUGUUUAACGUUUGACUUACGAAAUGCUCAGGAAUUUUGCAACUCUGUUCGUCGUCCACCACUAACGUUUUCUCGUCAACGUAAACGCACAUUCGUCUCGUCACAUUUUAGUCUUUUAAGAAUUAUGUUUAGCUUGUCAACGUCACGUCUUUGUGGUGGAAAAAAAUAUUAUCUUUUAUAUUUUUGUCAAUGAAAACAACACUGAAAAGAAGAAAAAUAAAAAAGCACAUACAGCCAACCAAAAGAAACAUUUAACUCAAUAUAAACUGUCACUUUUUAAAACCACAAUCCCACUCUAACAAGUGAAAAGAAGGAGGCAGCCUAACAAUAAAGGCCUUGAAACUCUGUAAAUACACCUACAAUUGUGUUCAAGCGGGAACUCCCAGUUAUGAUAAGUUAUAAGGCAGUGUCUUAACGUUAACCUCUCUGAUAGAGACCUUUUCAUUGUGUUCAUGCUCUGUCAAUAUUUUCCAUUCUUUCAAACUCCAGAUUGGUUGACGUCGGUGUAUAAAAACCAGUGGUUUGCCAUGCUCCGCACAGAAUUUGAUAACGACAACGGGUGAGAAUCUGAGCCUGAAAAUUUGUCAGCAGUUUUAUUUUAAAUGUCCUUUACAAUACUUGCAGCAUAAUCACCAAGGUAAUUGUAAUACUGACAAAAGCGUUUUUUUCUUUCUGUAGUCCUCAGGAAGCUAACAAAGAGGAGUUUGAGCUGAGCAGCAUGAGGUGUGGGAGAAAACUGACAAAAGAUGGAGAUGUGAGUAGGACAGUCCUGCUGCUUUAUGCACUUAAGCAUCCAUACGUUGUUUUUAAUCAAAGCUUUUUUAUUUAAUAUACAUGUGUGUUUCAAUCUUCAGUACUGCUGGAGGUGGACAGGCUUUAACUUUGGAUUUGAUCUGCUGGUGACCUACACAAACCGUUUUAUAGUCUUCAAAAGAAACACCCUGAGUCAGCCAUGUGGGGGCGCUGUGAGCCUACAGCCUCGGAGGCAUCUGGCAUACAGGUAUACAGGGCAGUGGGUCUUUGUUUAGAUAGGACAGAACUAUCGCUCCAAAAUAACAGUUAGAAUGUGAACAACACAGAAAAAGCAUGAUGUGUAACUGAAUAUAUGGUGAUUGAGGGCUAAACACACAAUGAACCAGGGCCGGAAAUAUAAUAGCAGCAGCAGUUUGAUCAUGUACUACUGCUUAUCAGUUAAAACAGUAGGCAGUGUUUAAAAAAUAAAGGCAUUAAAAAAAUAAAAGACAAAAAUAAAAGAUUAAAUUGUAGAUUGAGAGAUGCAUUUACUUUCCUCUUACUGAGCCUGGCCUUAUGUUUCACCUCCAGUUUCCUCAUGUUGAGCUUGGCUGGCCAUCUGCUGCUAAUAGCCUCAUACAGUAUCAUACAGGAAUACUUAUUUUAUCUCUCAGCAAGUAAACAACUAAACUUUUUCCCUUAAGUGUUGAUAAAAGAUUUGUUCUUUUGCAUGAAAGGCUGUUUUGAAGCUUUAAUUUUAAAUGUGUGUUCACUUUUUCACUUAUUUCUUUCAUAUAGGUUACGUCUCGCCUCCUUUGACAGCCGUGGGAAGCUGGUGUGCAGCCGCUCAACAGGCUACCAGCUUCUCACCCUUGAGAAAGAUCAGGUCACUAAGCACCAUAAGACCUUUCAUGUCAUAUUUUUGCCAUUUCUUACCCACACAUACACCGCCCACAUCUGCUGCUUCACUUGUGUGAAAUCAAGGAUUUUGUUCAAUCAAACCAGCACUGCUGUUACUAGGUAUGAUCUCCUUUUUCUAGAAUCGCUUAGUAAUCCUCCUGUCUCUCUUUGAUCACCCAGGAGUAUGUGGUGAUGAACUUGGACAGCCGGCUAUUAUCAUUCCCUCUCUACGUGUGCUGUAACUUCCUGUACACGUCGCCUCAGUCGGACCAACGCCCAGAUUCCUCAGAACAAGAAACCAGUGCUCGCAGUGUGUCCUGAUGUCCGGCAGCUGUUUCCCGCAGCUAUUCUUCUGGUAAAGCUGAAGCACUGAUACAAAGAGAGCUCAUGUGUACAAUCCACUGCCACAUUCAACAUCACUGUGAUGUCGCUCAUUUCAUCCGCAUGUAAGUGUAAUCCAGUGAGGUGUCAGGGGAAAUUGUUUCGUGUCGGUGUACAGUGUUUAUGUACAGUGUUUUCAGUAACACACAUGAUUGCGGCUAAGAGGGAUCAGGCCAAUUUUACCUCCAGAGAAGCUUAACACCUUGGACCUCUGCCAGGAACUGUCAGCAGUGAGAUGUAGGACCACUUCUUAAGAUGAAAAAGUCUCAAGAGAUGAUGGAAUUCAGAACUUUAAUUAAUGGCUUUGUGAUUUAAAGAACAACAUUUUCAUUCAGACUUGGCCGUAACCACUUGGGACGUGUAUGACUAUGUAUUGUCACCUUGGUAUGUGGGAACAUCAUAUGGGAACAACAGGAGAAUGGACACAGAUCUCCAGUGAUGGCAGCUGUCAGAAACUCCACCAGCAUGGUGCCAUUUGAAGUAGCUAGACUUCUCUAGUCGACAAAUGUACCUGCAUAUGUUCCAACUUUUCUGGACAGCUCACACAUUGAACACCAGGAAUACCACACCCCACCAUCAGGGAUUUUUAAACACAUAUCCCACACAGUCUAAUUCAAAUAGAAAAAAGUGCUGUGCUGUUUUCUCCACGACUUUAAGUUGUGCGACUCUAAGCUGAAUGAGAUUUGACAUCACACCUGCUGCAUCAAGUUCCACACUCACUAGAGAAAAAGAAAACUGACAAAUGUGAUAAAAGCAGGAUGUCUUUUUUACCGCUCUUAGAUCCCAGCAGGUUCACAUUACACCAGAACAACACCCCCUCCUCCCAGUGUCGAGUAUCCGUUAGACUCUGUAUAUAACAUAAAGUAAAUUCAAUAUAUAAACCUUAAAGUAUGAUUAAAAUGUUGCUUUAUGUGAUACAAUAGGUCACAACCUCAAAAUAAACUUGCAUCCAGAGGUCAUGAUCAACAGUCAACCUGAAAAACCUUUAUCUAUGAGACAUAAAGCCUGAGUCUGUUUUGUGUGACACAGUUUGAAAGCCAGACAUCGUGUCAUCAACACCAGCCAUUUUUAGUACAUUUGCAGUUAUCAUUUUGUCAUCUUCACUUUUCUACUGUUGUUCAGGUUACUUUUGGAAAUUUGUUACCUCAUGUUUAAAAACCAGGACAGGCUGGUAUGACUCUCCUGUAUAGCUGCAAUUGUUACUAUCAUUAAGUUGUUCUUUUUUUUUUUUUGGCAUUUAUUUAUUUUUUACUUCAUUUGUACUUGUAUCAAUUCACUUUUUGAAAAAUAAAACAUGUACAUCGUAUUCAACAGCCAAUAAAAGCGCCCCUUCAUGUGGGCUGUGGUGCUAUCACAUCUCUUUUCUCCGA
Xyrichtys novacula (pearly razorfish) is the source of this 7929-nucleotide messenger RNA. The record is from the annotation of a GenBank genome assembly. Lineage: Eukaryota; Metazoa; Chordata; Actinopteri; Labriformes; Labridae.